Molecule: messenger RNA, 351 nt
Organism: Gongylonema pulchrum
Lineage: Eukaryota; Metazoa; Nematoda; Chromadorea; Rhabditida; Gongylonematidae
Source: the annotation of a GenBank genome assembly
AUGCGACAGAGUCUUGCGGCAAGCCAUUUCACUGUGGUGGCCGAAUCGGAAUUUUGGAUCGGCUACUGGGGACGGCAUUUGAAGUCAGCCCAGUACCGAACAGUUAAGCCCUAUCAGAAGGUAAAUCAUUAUCCAGGUGCUUUUCACAUGGGCCGAAAAGAUCGAUUAUGGCAGCAUAUUAAUGAAAUGGCAGUUUUGUGGGGCGCUGAUGCGUAUCAUCUAAUGCCCACAACAUACGUGCUGCCACGAGAUGUGAAAAAAUUGAAGGUUUAUUUGAAUGGCACACCACCACGUAAUGUAAUUCUGAAACCGGUUCGUCUUCUCACAGCUUAUUUUGAUCUAUUUUUUUAA